AUGGCCUCUUCGCCGCCGUCGUCGCAGCCGCGGGUGUGCGUCACCGGAGCCGGCGGGUACAUCGCCUCCUGGCUCGUAAAGCUGCUCCUCGCCCGCGGCUACGCCGUGCACGCCACCGUCCGCGACCCAUGUACGUGCCAUGCACGCCUGCGCGCUCUCUUUGCUGCUCUCGGCACCUUGUUUAGUUUUGUGUUCUUCAAAUCAAACAUGAAAAAUGGUGAUAUCUGGGAUGAACAAAGCUGGAGUACGUACCUGCCACAAGCUAAUUCUGCGUCGCCAUUUCAGCUACCACAAGGUGAUCCAAAGAAUGCACGUCUCAAACAACUAGACAAGGCCCUGGAAAAUCUCCGUUUGUUCAAGGCAGACAUGCUUGACUACGACGCAGUGGCAACUGCGUUUGUCGGGUGCGAUGGUGUCUUCCAUCUUGCCUCUCCAGUGCCCAUAGACAAGAUGGUUGAUAAAGAGAAAGAGAUGAUGGCUCCUACUGUUAAUGGCACCAUGAAUGUACUUGAGGCUUGCUCUGCUAUGAGCGUUCAAAAACUUAUUGUGGUUUCAUCCGGCGCUGCUAUUACUUUGAACCCAAAUUGGCCUCUAGAUAAACUGAAAGAUGAGAAUUGUUGGUCAGACAAAGAGUUCUGCAAGGAAAAUGAGAUCUGGUAUGCCCUUGCCAAGACGGAAGCUGAAGAGAUGGCCCUCGAAUACGCAAAGAAAAAUGGAUUACAUGUCAUUACAUUUUGCUCCGGUGCGGUCUUUGGCCCACUGUUGCAGGCUGAUGUGCUCAAUAUUACCACCAAAUUCCUCCGCUAUAUCAUAAAAGGAGGUCCUGACACAAUAAAUAACAAAUUCUGGCCCAUAGUAGACGUCCGUGAUGUUGCUGAUGCACUACUGCUGUUAUACAACAAGGCAGGACCAUAUCAGAGGUACAUAUGUUCAGAACACCAAAUCGACAUAAAAGAUUUGGUGGAUUUGAUGAAGAGCAUGUACCCCAGCUAUAACUAUGUAGACAAACUGGUUGAUGUGAAUUAUAAGCUUGGGAUGAAUUCACAUAAACUUAAGAAUCUAGGAUGGAAACCGAGGAAGUUGGAGGAGACACUUGCAGAUAGCGUCGAGUCAUAUGAGAAAUCAGGAAUCCUUAAUGCGGAGGAGGAACCUUGUCGUGUUCCGUAUUUCUACCGUAUGCCACCUGUCCUGGAGUGA
Molecule: messenger RNA, 1197 nt
Organism: Triticum turgidum subsp. durum (durum wheat)
Lineage: Eukaryota; Viridiplantae; Streptophyta; Magnoliopsida; Poales; Poaceae
Source: the annotation of a GenBank genome assembly